AUGGCGCUCUUGCACCUGUGCCGCGCGCUCCGGAAUGGAGGUUUGCGAUCUAGCUGCAGUAGAUUCCUGGCCGCCAGCAGCAGAGGUACAGGUUUUGGAAAGGAUCGGUUCGCGUAUUGCACCAAAGUGGAAGAGGUGGAAGAGGAUCAUGGAGAGGAGAUUCGGGACUGCGGGUUGCCCGCCGCGGACACGGACGAGGAAGAACCACAUCCACAGGAGACCAAAUACAUGAAGAAGGCUGUUUUCGCGUCACCGGACAAGUACUAUGGGCCCGGCAUUUACAAGGCGAUUUUGGUUGGAUCAGUGGGACAGAAACCAGUGGAGAGAGUUUUUGCCACCAAUGUCUCGGUGGUGAUCUUCUCGCUGGGAACUGGCGGACUUCGCAACAACAGGAAGCAGCUGGAAGGAGAGCAUUGGGAAACUUAUGCGGAGCGGAGCUUCACGCAGUGGCACCGAGACCAACGUCUACCUCGAGGGCAGCAUCGAGACGAGAGUGUACAGCGACGCUGUGACGGGAGCAUUGAAGCGAGUUCGAGAGAUUUGCGUCCGGCAGUGUGGACGUUUGUAUGUUGUCGAUUGAGUAUGUUCCAAAGCAACCACAACGCAAAGUUGAUGGCUCAAGCUCUUCUUGGAAACAACGAGCUAUCCAGGGAAGAUCUGGCCUCCUUGUUGAGAAACUGUGCUCAAUCCAAGGAUCUCAUCACCGGGCGGCAAGUUUACUCCAAGAUCUUCGCAAGUGACGCUCACUCGAAGGACAUCUACCUCUUGAACUUGACUGUUCUCAUGUUUUCCAAGUGUUCCAGCGUCGAAGAUGCCCGCAUUGUUUUCCAGGGCAUCCAGCACCCGAACACUUACUCGUGGAACAUCAUGCUGGGCGCUUAUGCCCAAAAUGGGCAUCUCGAUCAAGCAAGGUGGACGCUCGAAAGCAUGCCAGAAAAAACUAUCGUCUCUUGGAACUUGAUGUUGCAAGCUUAUGCUCAAGCUGGAAACUUUAAAGAGAGUAAGAAGCUGUUUGAUCAAAUUCCCAUGAAGUCGAUGGUUUCGUGGACUACCAUGGUUGUCGCGUUUGCCCAAGCUGGGUAUCUGGAGGACGCAAUCAAUGCCUUUGAGCAUAUGCCUUUUAGGAAUCUAGUGUCUUGCACAGCGGUUUUGCCAGCAUAUUCCGGGACAGGGAACCUGUCUAGAGCAAGAGAGAUUUUUGGCCAAAUGCCCGAAUGGAAUCUCGUGUGUUGCAAUGCGAUGCUUGGCGUAUAUGCCGAAAAUGGGCAAAUGUGUCAUGCGAGAUCCACUUUUGAGGUAAUGAAAGAAAAGACAGUGGAGUCUUGGAAUAUUCUUUUAAAGGCGUUUCUUCGAAAUGGCUCCCUAGAAGAAGUCGCUGCUCUGUUUGAGGCAGCUCCAGAAAGGAAUCUGGCAUCUUGGAACACAUUGAUAGCAGAAUAUACCAAGCAAGGGCAUUUGGAGAAAGCAAGACGUUUGUUCAGCGAGAUGCCAGAGAGGAAUCUCCAGUCGUUCACGAUCAUGAUGCAAGCAUAUUCUGAAAAUGGAAUGUUCGAAAUGGCCAUCACCACAUUCCAAGCGAUGCCCGUCGUUGAUGCAAUCGCAUGUACCGUUGCGAUUGCAGCACAUGCCCGCAUGGGAAACCUGGAUUUGGCAGACGAAUUACGGCAUGGAAUGCCGGAGCAAAACAUCCAAGCGUGGAAUGCGGUGAUCUCUGCCUAUGGCGAGAAUAGCGAGCUCCAAAAGGCGGAAAAUCUCUUCCACAGAAUGCCCAUUUGUGAUCUCGUUACCUGCAAUGCUAUGAUCCAGGCGUUUGCCCAAAACGGGCAAAUUGAUCGGGCAAGAGAUCUCUUCCAGGCCAUGAAUCACAGAAGUAUCGUGUCAUUCACUACAAUGAUUCAAGCUUUGUCUCAGAUCGGCCAAAUUCGAGAUGCGGAGGAGAUAUUUCUGAGAAUGCCAGAGUGCGAUCCAAUCGCAUGGAGAGCAAUGCUUCAAGGAUUUGUCCGGAACGGACACCAAGAACGAGCGAUUGAAAUGCUUGAAUCAAGAAAACAAGAGGAUCCAUCUUCUUGUACGAUCUUAAUUGUAGAGUACGGCAGAAACUAUCAGCUAGACGAGGCUAGAAUUUUGUACGAAAAGAUGCCAGCGAAAGAUUUUGUGGCCACGAAUGCUUUGCUCGCAGCAUAUUGCAGGAAUGGUUCUAUAGAUUUAGCAAAGCUUCUUUUUGGUAGAAUGGAACAAAAAGACUUAUUUUCCUGGAACACAAUGAUCCAAAACCAUGACAUAGAUUUGGCAGUCUUAAUGUUUGACAGCAUGCCAGAGAGAAAUCUUGUGUCAUGGAAUUCUAUGCUUGCCGCAUAUGCCCAUCAAGGGCAUCUAAAGGAGUUACAAAGAGAAAUUGAUUCCCUGGUUUGUGAUUUUUCUCUUGAGGGCGUCAAGCCUGACGAGGCAACUUUUCACUCUGGAAUUGUGGGAUGCAACCAUGCCGGAAUGGUUCGAGAGUGUUGCAAGUGUUUCAAAUUGAUGAGUUUGGAGCAUGGAAUAUCUCCUCAGAAGGAGCAUUUCUGUGUCGUGGUUGACGUGUUAUGCAAGUCUGGACAGCUGAAUCAUGCUCAGGAUCUUCUCCAAAACAUGCCAUUUGUGCCAGAUUCAGCCGUUAAGACUGCAUUCUUAUGUGCAGCUGGUGUUCAUCAUGCAAUUCGGACGAAGAAUCUGGACGUUGACCGCCAUGAUUCUGGAUCAUGGUUGGCUUUAGCAAAUUCUUUCUAGCAUUUUGAAUACAAGGACCUACUGUGUUCCAGAUUCCAACCCAUUAAGGAAACUCCAACAAAAAAAGGGAACACGCUGACUAUUCUGAUUGUAAAAAGAAGUUGACCUUAUGAUUGUGAAAAUGUCAACCCUUUAGAACGCACUAAAAAUUAUUGCUCUUUGAGGAGAAUUAUUGAGUGGAAUAAACCACA
Molecule: messenger RNA, 2957 nt
Organism: Selaginella moellendorffii
Lineage: Eukaryota; Viridiplantae; Streptophyta; Lycopodiopsida; Selaginellales; Selaginellaceae
Product: pentatricopeptide repeat-containing protein At2g35030, mitochondrial
Exons: 5
Coding region: 1-2766 (921 amino acids)
Molecular function (GO): protein binding
Source: RefSeq, a predicted model, not a curated record